Molecule: messenger RNA, 580 nt
Organism: Balaenoptera musculus (blue whale)
Lineage: Eukaryota; Metazoa; Chordata; Mammalia; Artiodactyla; Balaenopteridae
Product: eppin-like
Exons: 5
Coding region: 29-580 (183 amino acids)
Biological process (GO): negative regulation of peptidase activity
Cellular component (GO): extracellular region
Molecular function (GO): serine-type endopeptidase inhibitor activity
Source: RefSeq, a predicted model, not a curated record
CCACCGGACAAGACAGCUUUCCUUCAGAAUGGAGUCUUCUGGACCUUUGAGCAUCCUGGUGCUAUCCAUCCUUCUAGUGAAUGUCCGGGGACAUGGUCUGACUGACUGGUUCUUUCACAAGAGAUGCCCCAGAAUCCAAGAUAACUGUGAAUUCAAAGAAAGGGAUGAAUGUUCGAAGGACAAAAAAUGUCCAAGACAUGAGAAGUGUUGCUUCUUCAGCUGCGGAAGAAAAUGCUUAAACCUCCAACAAGACAUAUGCAGUAUGCCCAAAGAACCUGGCCCCUGCUUGGCUUUUUUCCGUCGUUGGUGGUAUGAUAAGACAAAUAAUACCUGCUCCAGCUUCAUCUAUGGCGGCUGCAAAGGAAACAAUAACAACUUCCAAUCCCAAGCCAUAUGCCAGAGCACCUGCCCCCCAAAAAGGAGUAUAUCUUUCCAUCCCUUGGGGAUGUGUCCCCGAGUCAGAGUAAGAUGUGAAAUAGAAGAAAGAAACCUAUGUACGAAGAGCAGACAAUGUCCAGAGAAGAUGAAGUGUUGCAGGUUUAGCUGUGGAAAAAAAUGUGUAAAUGUCAGACAAGUGUAG